Fonsecaea multimorphosa CBS 102226 is the source of this 1095-nucleotide messenger RNA. RefSeq lists its product as uncharacterized. The coding region runs from base 1 to 1095 and encodes 364 amino acids. The transcript is spliced from 2 exons. Gene Ontology annotation, cellular component: SMN complex; nucleus. Gene Ontology annotation, biological process: spliceosomal snRNP assembly. NCBI's taxonomy places the organism in Eukaryota, Fungi, Ascomycota, Eurotiomycetes, Chaetothyriales, Herpotrichiellaceae. The record is from RefSeq and is a predicted model, not a curated record.
AUGUCGCGCAAACGCCGCAAUACGUCCUCUCCCGAGCCGGAUGAGUCUCCCCCCAUCAAACGCCAAUACAGGAGCGAUUCCGAGGAUGAAGAGGCGGACGAAGUCCCGUAUUUCGACCAGUCUAGCGGCCAGACCGGUGCGUUUCCCGGACUUGGGGAGGACAAGGGUGAAUUAUUCUAUGGGCCUGCGAAUGAUGGAGUCGAUUAUCUGAGGAUGGUGCGGUCGGAAGCGAAGGGCGUCCCUUCUAUUCUAACUGCACAGUUACCGGCCACACAUCUGGAUGAACACGAGGAGACGGAGGAGACGGGACAAGGCGGGUAUUACUACGAUGGCACAUAUACUGCAAUCAACCAAAUUCUCGUGACGGUUGAAGCAAACCCGCGCUUCCCACCUGCUCAAGUCCAAUACUACGACUCACUCCUCGCGCAUUUCAGACUGGUCCGCGCCACGCUAAGAUGCCUACCACCUCUUCCAGCUGUUGAAGCACUUCGUCCCUCACAAUUCAUAUCAUUUCCAGAAAACAAUCGAAAGGUGCGGAAGCAGUGGGAAGAGCACAUGUUGUCUACGGACCCGGAUCCCGUUCAGGUUGCCUGUAUGGAGACAGAUACUGUUGUGGAAUUGGUCAGGUUUCUUUCGGCAAAGCUGGGCAAGAUGCUGGACACGAGGGACCCUGUGAGGAUAACGAGAAUUGGAGCUUGGGUGUGGGCAGUCCUAGGGAAGUGCCGAGAUCUGGGGGAGUUGUCGAGCGAGGAAGUGGGAGACAUUCGAGGUUUGGCGCAGAGGGCGCUUCGGUUACAGGAGAUAGGAGACGAACGGCAUGGGCCGGGCGAGGACGAGGAUCAGGAUGAGGAAGAGGAUGAGGACGAAACCCAGGACAAGAAGGAGGUUCUAAGGGAAAAUGUUGAUACGAAUAAUCCCCCUGAAGAGACGCCGACGCUCAAAAAUGGGGAUGGAAAGGCAGAGCUUGUUGAAAGCAUUGAGGAUUCAAGUCGACAAAAGUGUGACAGGGUGCUCUUGGACAUGAUAGUCACGAUUGUCGGCGAGGUUUACGGCCAGAGGGACUUGCUGGACCUUCGAAGCCAAUGGACUGACUGA